UCAGAUUCAUUUAAUAAAUACUGCUCUUCUUCAUUCAAAAAAAUCAAACUGCAUGAGGCAGUGCAAAAGAUCUAACAAGAGAAAGCUGCAGAAGACAGAAAACAUUUUGGAAACUGCCCUUUGCUGCUUGCUGUUCUUGGGUUACGUAAAUGUGUGACUCAAGAAACUGUACUUCUCUUUAAAGGAGCUAUCUCUUAGUGUGUCCAAAUAACAUGUGAAUUGCAGAUUUGGAAGUGAUUUUUUUUUUUUCUACUGGAACUGUUAUCUUUGUACAGAGAGGUUCUGCUGUAAGUGAGUCAUCUUUCUGACUUUGGUAAAUGAUUAACUUGUUGAUCCCCAAGGAGAAUAGAGUUUCAGAGACAAAGAUUAAAAAAAGUUACAGUCAUUUAUGAAGUGAGCUCAAACGUUCAAUAAUGAAAGUUCCUAUAAAACUCCUUGGAUUUGCCUUUUUGGUUUUAUCCUUUACAUUUGUACAAUCUCAAGAAUGUCUUCAAAAGGACAUUAAAUAUGAAAACAUAGAACGAUUGGAGAAAGAUUCUUACAAUAAUAAUGAAAUAGUGAGAGUGAACUGCCUGACAGGCUAUAACGGCAUGUACAAACUGAAGUGUGUCAAUGGGAAUUGGGAGGAAAACAUUGCACGAAGCUGCUCAAAGAAAAAAUGCGGCCACCCAGGAGAUACACCAAAUGGUGAUUUUAAGCUUUUAGAGGGAGCUGAGUUUGUUUUUGGAGCAACAGUGGAGUAUUCUUGCAAGACAGGGUACGAAAUGGCAAGCAGGGUAAAACUGCGUCACUGCAGAAGCCAAGGGUGGGAUAAUGCUGUCCCUAUCUGUGAGGUGGUGAAGUGCAAACCUAUUCACACAGAAGAAGGUUUGACUGCAUCAGGCAACAUGGAAGACGGAAGCUAUGGUGACGUUGUUCACUUUGAGUGUGAAUCUCCCGACAAAAAGAUAGAUCGAAGUAGUGACAUUCAUUGCAAGGAGAAUGGCCUUUGGAGUGACGAUGUUCCAAAGUGCAUAGAGAUUACAUGCAGAGUACCUGACAUACCAAACAGGAGGAUUUCGUCGGCGGACCGUGAAGAAUACAAGAAAGAUGAAAUUUUGCAGUACAGUUGUGUUGAAGGAUACAAGUCCAGAGAGGGAAACCCAAAAUGCACUAAAUAUGGCUGGAGUCUGAACCCAGAGUGUGAAGAAGUAACUUGUCAGAUUAAGACAACCAGUUAUGGAAUAGAAAGUACUGAACCAGAGGGAAAAACUAUUUUCAGAGCUGGAGAAAAAGUAAAAAUUACUUGCUCUGAAAAAUACUGGAUAUUUGGCAUAAAAGAAACCACAAAAUCAUUUACAUGCCGAGAUAAUGGGCAAUGGGAUGAUGAGCCUACUUGUGUGGAUAUUAGAUGUGAAGUUCCACGUGACAGGCGCGUUUAUGAUCCACAAUAUUACUUUAGAGACUCAAAAUUGGAUGCAGAAAUAUUUUACUAUUGUAAUUCUGGAUAUAAUAAAAUGGCACAGAAGGCCAAAUGUACACGAGACGGCUGGAAACCAGAUCCACUGUGUGCUGAACUUAAGUGUGAAGCACCAAAAAUCCCAAAUGCAAAGAUUGAGGGAGGUCAGAGACAAAACUACGAAGUCAAUUCAAGAAUAGGAUAUAAAUGUAACUCUGGAUUUGAACCAGAGAAGCGUGUAGAAAUCACCUGUACUUCACAGGGCCAAUGGACAGGCAUACAGCACUGCACUGCAAAGGAAGUAUCUUGCAAUUUUCCAUCCUUGAAAAACGGGUUCACAUACAUAAAUGAGGGAAACAUCUACUACUCAUGUGAUAGAGGUUAUAAACCAUUCAGUGGCAACUGGUGGGAAUCAUUGACAUGCAAUGAGUCUAAUGAGCCACAGUGUAUCAAGAAGGAAGAAUGUGGCGCUUACCCCAAAGUCAAUCAUGGAAAAAUAACAAAAAAUGGAGAAUCUGCAGAAUUUGAAUGCGAUCCAGGCUUUAAAUCAACAAAUAGCUCGAUUGAAUGUGUCAUGGGUAAAUGGAAGACACCAACCUGUGAGGAGGAUGUGCGUUGUGACAUUCCUCCUGAAGUGGAAAAUGCUGUAAUACUCUCUAAACCUAAAGAAUUUUAUCCUGAAGGAUCUUCUGUAACAUACAAAUGUCGAAACUUAUUCACAAUGAGGGGGAAUCGGGAAGUUUUUUGCCAAAAUGCAUCUUGGGGAGAAACACCAAAAUGUGAAGCUUUCUGUUCAAAACCUCUUCGGAUAGUAAACAAUGCCAUACUGGUAGAUGAAAACCAAGACAAAAGAAAAUAUUCACAUGGAGAUACAGUACGCUUUGAGUGUGUUGAGGGGUUUGAGUCGAGGGAGACAACUGCUAAAUGUGAAGUAAAAACCUGGAUUUACCCGAAAUGUAUUAAAAAAGCUCAUUGUUCCAGACCAACAAAGUACAUGACGUUUGUGACACUGUUAAAUGAGAAAAAUGAGUACAACAACUUUGAAAAUGUGUCAUACAAGUGCAAUAGUCCAUAUGAUAAAAUCCCAGAGGGUACUUGGAUGUGUGAAGAUAAAGAGUGGCAUGGAGAUUUUGUCUGCACAAGUGAAAUCUGUCCACCGCCACCUCAUCUUGAACAUGGAGACUUUACUGUAGUUAGAAAGAAUGGUGACGUAAUUACACAGGUGUAUUAUAUUUGCAAAAGAGACUAUGUGCUAGACAAACAACAGCAAUAUUAUACGUGUCAGAAUGGGAGAUGGGAGACCCCUCCAAAGUGUCUGGAGCCCUGUGAAAUUACACCUGACAUUACUGAGAAGUACAAUGUUCAACCCCCCCAAUAUAAGGUCUUUGUUAAACAUGGUGACACUCGUAGACUUUAUUGCAAGUCUGGAUGGAAUAUUGGAGAUUGGAGGAGAUCUGAAUAUCUGGUCAUGUCGUGUUCUAAUGGAGAGAUCAAAUCUGACAAAACUUGUAAGUACAUCUGA
This is a messenger RNA of Xyrauchen texanus (razorback sucker), 2960 nucleotides long. RefSeq names its product complement factor H (gene cfh). The coding region runs from base 414 to 2960 and encodes 848 amino acids. The record is from RefSeq and is a predicted model, not a curated record. Lineage: Eukaryota; Metazoa; Chordata; Actinopteri; Cypriniformes; Catostomidae. The transcript is spliced from 16 exons.